This is a messenger RNA of Wallemia ichthyophaga EXF-994, 1620 nucleotides long. RefSeq names its product Platelet-activating factor acetylhydrolase 2, cytoplasmic. The record is from RefSeq and is a predicted model, not a curated record. Gene Ontology annotation, molecular function: 1-alkyl-2-acetylglycerophosphocholine esterase activity. NCBI's taxonomy places the organism in Eukaryota, Fungi, Basidiomycota, Wallemiomycetes, Wallemiales, Wallemiaceae. The coding region runs from base 1 to 1620 and encodes 539 amino acids. The transcript is spliced from 4 exons.
AUGGUUUAUGUGCCUUAUAUUAGCUCAAAGCUGCCUAAUUACGAUGGCCCAUAUCCUGUCGGUGCGUUUGAUUUGGAGUUGCCAGUCGAUGAGCCAGACGAAAAGCAAUCUGCCAGCUUCAAGAUUGAUACAGAUCCGGAGCCACUCAAGCUAGAAACUGUCCUCUUCACACUGUACUACCCAACAGACAAGAAAGCUUUUAACGGCAAGGGGAAGCUUAUCAAGUGGUUUCCUAGGCCAUUCGCUUCCACCGCUUAUGGAUAUGCUAAGCUUGCUGAGAUUUCUCGCACUUUUGCAGUUUCAUUCGCACAUGCUCUAGCUCGCAGCACAAAGAUCCCUGCAUACGAUUCUGCUCCUCUCGCUUCCUGCCCCACGGGAAAAUGGCCGCUUAUCAUCUUCUCGCACGGCCUCGGCGGGCAGAGGAGAAUGUACAGCCACCUCUGCGGGAGCCUGGCUAGUCAUGGAUAUAUAGUGUGUGCAGUUGAGCACCGCGAUGGAAGUGCACCAACUUCGUGGGUCUAUCCACCGCUCAACAAUCGCAGCGAGCAGGGCUCGCCGAGAUCAGUCACCUGGUACGACUGGAAACAGGUGAAGUUUGAAGAUCCUUCAAAAGAAGAGUCCCACGUCCCUCUGCGUGACGAGCAGCUCGAUUUCCGGUUGAGAGAGCUUGAGAUGACCUGGAAACAUCUCAAACGUAUUGCUGCGGGCCAGGGCGCUGCAUCUGAGCUCAUGAACCAUCGUAAGAAAGUAAGUGGUGCUGCAGGCCAAGUGAAUUGGGAUUCAUUCGCAAGAUGUAUGGAUGCAGACAGGGAUGUUACUUUCAUGGGCCACAGCUUCGGUGGAGCGACUAUCUGCAGGGUUGCGACCAAGUCAGAUGGAUUUCUGCGAUGCAUAACACUCGAUCCUUGGAGCUGGUGGGAGAUUUUCCCAGAAGACGCCAUCUCGUACCCCGUUUUCUCACCGCCGCAUUUCGACAUCAAGGUGCCUUUGCUGACGAUCAAUUCUGAGCAGUUCACAGUAUGGCACGACAACUUCCGCUCCGUCUACGACCUUCACCGACGCCAGAAAGAUAAAGGACUGCCGUCGUGGUUAUUCACCAUCUGCGGCACGCUUCACGCUUCAUUCAGCGACAUCAACCUAAUUGCGCCUCGGCUGUCCAAGUACAAAGGGAUGCGUAUCAACCCAAAGCAAGCACUUGGCCUGACGGUGGAUGUCGUGAGGGAGUUCACGAACCAAAACCCCAGCCAUGACCGUACACCUUCGAUCCACACCCACGCUAGCACCGACACAUCUGAGUUCUCCGUGUGUGAGAGCGAGGAUGAGGAGCAUGCGCGUGUUCUCGAUGAAAGACGUCGCGAGAGGCCCUACGAACUCGCUGACGAGGACAAGGAGAGCAUUAUGAAGAGGUGGCCGCCACGUCUCCCGCCAACGUCGAAAGAGCUGAUCAAGUUGAAGAUCGGAGAGCCCGGCCAUUUCGUCCUGCAUAUCAAACCGAGAGAGGAAUAUGCAGGGGCAGAUGUGGAAGACUCUAUACCGUCGCCUACCCUCCCCAGUCACACACCGCCAGAUACUACGAGUCAGCCUAACCAGCAGCUGCCAUACAAUGUGUCGGCAUCGUGA